Blepharisma stoltei is the source of this 1356-nucleotide messenger RNA. The record is from the annotation of a GenBank genome assembly. Lineage: Eukaryota; Ciliophora; Heterotrichea; Heterotrichida; Blepharismidae.
AUGUCUAGUAGCAAAGACAAGCCUCAACCAGAAAGAAAUGAGUAUGGCAGAAGAAUUAUCACCCUGCCUUAUAUAAAAAGACUUUGCAUAUACCAAGGCCUUUAUGAAAAUCCUCAGCUUAAUGCCUAUCUUUAUCUCCACUUUUUAGGGAUCUCUGAAAUUCAAAACCUAGAUGAGUAUACAAAUUUAUAUGCAUUGUGGCUUGAAAAUAAUUUAAUAGAAAAAAUUGAUGGCCUAAGCAACCUCAAAACACUGCGAUGCCUUUAUCUCCAAAACAACAACAUCAAUAAAAUAGAGAAUUUGGAUCAGCUGACUGAACUGAGGACUCUCAAUCUGUCACAUAAUCGUAUUGAAAAGAUUGAAAAUUUAUCAGCCUUAACGUCUCUUUCUGACUUAGACUUAUCUCACAAUAGAAUAUCAAGCACAGAAAACCUUAAAGGUCUAACUCAAGUUCCUUCUUUAACAUCAAUAGAUUUAAGCUUUAACAAUAUUUGUGACGUUGAAGAAUUUUUCACUGUUUUUACCUCUCUGAGCAAUCUCGGAUGUUUAUAUUUAAAAAACAAUAACUGUAUCAGAUAUAUACCAAAUUACCGAAAAACUUUAAUUGCAAGGAUUCCGUCAUUGAAACAUCUCGAUGAAAAGCCAGUAUUUGAGGUUGAACGAUUAGGCUCUGAAGCAUGGUUUACAGAUGGAAGAGAAGCUGAAAUGCAAGUAAGAAAAAAAUAUUACGAUAAUCAAGACGCUGAAAGACUAUACUAUUUAUAUUAAAUAUUAUAAAUCCAAUGAAAAUAAAUCUUGCAGGGGAUUUUCAAUCAGAAAAGAAUAAAACACUUCAUGGAUUAUUCCCGACUUGAAAUUGAAGGCAUUCAAAAAAAAGAAGCAUUAAGAAAAAAACUUGAAGAAGAAAGGAAAGUCCAACAGAGGUCAUUAGAAGAAUUAAAAAAACAAAUUUUAGCUAACCAAGAAGAAGGCUUUGAACUAGUCUUAGAAGAAUUAGAAAAAAAAUCAAAAGAACUCUCUGAGCCUAUUGAUGAAAAAUUAUUACUGAUUUAUGGAAUAAAAGAAGGAAAAUGCACCUAUAAAACUGGAGAACUAGACAAGUACGGGCACAUUAUCAUUGACGUACCAAACGACAAAGAAGUGCCAGAAAGCUAUGAAGAAGAGACCAUAAUGCUCCCACUUUCAGAGCUCCAAAUCUCUGAGCUUGAAUCAAAAUUAAUUGAAACCUGCUUCAAUUUUGACGAAGCCUAUGAAUUUUUCAAGUCAAAAUAUAUAUGCUCCUCUGAUGCCCUGAGACUGAAAUGGAGCGAUUAUGAAAUUUUUCUUCAAUCUAACCCUCUUGAUGAGCUUGAUUAA